This is a messenger RNA of Nycticebus coucang (slow loris), 2241 nucleotides long. RefSeq names its product delta like canonical Notch ligand 3 (gene DLL3). The record is from RefSeq and is a predicted model, not a curated record. The transcript has 8 exons. NCBI's taxonomy places the organism in Eukaryota, Metazoa, Chordata, Mammalia, Primates, Lorisidae. Gene Ontology annotation, molecular function: calcium ion binding. Gene Ontology annotation, biological process: establishment or maintenance of epithelial cell apical/basal polarity; multicellular organism development; Notch signaling pathway. The coding region runs from base 24 to 1880 and encodes 618 amino acids. Gene Ontology annotation, cellular component: plasma membrane; protein-containing complex.
ACUCCCGAGACCCCUGAAAGGCCAUGGUCUCCCCGCCGAUGCCCCAGCUCCGGUUCCAGACAGUGAUCCUAACGCUCUUUUUCCUCCCCCAGGCACAGCCAGCUGGCGUAUUCGAGCUCCAGAUUCACUCUUUCCGGCCGGGACCCGGCCCGGGGGCUCCGAGGUCCCCUUGCAGCGCCCGGGGGCCCUGCCGCCUCUUCUUCAGAGUUUGCCUGAAACCCGGGGUGUCCGAGGAGGCCGCGGAGUCCCUGUGCGCUCUGGGCGCCGCACUAAGUGCGCGUGGACCCGUCUACACUGAGCAGCCCGGAGCGCCGGCACCUGACCUGCCGCUAUCCGACGGGCUCACGCGCGUGCCCUUCCAGGACGCCUGGCCGGGCACCUUCUCUCUCAUCAUCGAAACUUGGAGAGAGGAGUUAGGAGAGCAGAUUGGAGGUCCGGUCUGGAGCCUGCUGGCGCGCGUGGCUGGCCGGCGGCGCAUAGCAGCUGGGGCCCAGUGGGCCCGAGACGUGCAGCGCGCAGGCGCUUGGGAGCUGCGUUUCUCCUACCGCGCGCGCUGCGAGCCGCCCGCCGUCGGGGCUGCGUGCACGCGCCUCUGCCGCUCGCCCAGCGCCCCCUCGCGGUGCGGUCCAGGAUUGCGCCCCUGCGCGUCGGUUGAGGACGAGUGCGAGGCGCCGCCCACAUGUCGAGCAGGCUGCAGCCCAGAACAUGGCUUCUGUGAGCAGCCUGAUGAAUGCCGAUGCCUGGAGGGCUGGACUGGGCCCCUCUGCACGGUCCCUGUCUUGGCCAGCAGCUGUCUCAGCGCGAGGGGUCCAUCCUCUGCCACGGCUGGAUGCCUUAUACCUGGGCCUGGGCCCUGUGAUGGGAACCCCUGUGCCAAUGGGGGCAGCUGUAGUGAGAUACUCGGGUCCUUUGAAUGCACCUGUCCCCGUGGGUUCUACGGCUUGCGGUGUGAGGUGAGCGGGGUGACAUGUGCGGACGGACCCUGCUUCAAUGGCGGCUUGUGUGUCGGGGGCGCAGACCCUGACUCUGCCUACAUCUGCCACUGCCCACCUGGUUUCCAAGGCUCCAACUGUGAGAAGAGGGUGGACCGGUGCAGCCUGCAGCCAUGCCGCAAUGGAGGGCUCUGCCUGGACCUGGGCCACGCCUUGCGCUGCCGCUGCCGGACCGGCUUCGCGGGUCCACGCUGCGAGCACGACCUAGAUGACUGCGCCGGCCGCGCCUGCGCCAACGGCGGCACGUGCGUGGAGGGCGGCGGCGCGCGCCGCUGCUCCUGCGCGCUGGGCUUCGGCGGCCGCGACUGCCGCGAGAGGGCAGACCCGUGCGCCGCGCGCCCCUGCGCCCACGGCGGCCGCUGCUAUGCCCACUUCUCUGGCCUGGUCUGCGCCUGCGCGCCCGGCUACAUGGGCGCGCGGUGCGAGUUCCUGGUUCACCCCGACGGCGCGGAUGGCGCAGGCGUGUUGCCCGCGGUGCCACCCGGCCUGAGGCUGGGGGACCCGCAGCGCUUGCUUUUGCCGCUGGCUUUGGGACUGCUGGCGUCUGCGGGUUUGGCCGGAGCUGCGCUCUUGUUGGUCCACGUGCGCCGUCGUGGCCACGGUCGGGAUACUGGGUCCCGCCUGCUGGCCGGGACUCCGGAGCCAUCGGCCCACGCACUCCCUGAUGCACUCAACAAUCUGAGGUCGCAGGAGGGUUGCGAAGACGGCCCGAGUUCGUCUGUAGAUUGGAAUCUACCUGAAGAUGAAGACUCUCGAGGGAUUUACGUCAUAUCUGCUCCUUCGGUUUAUGCCCAGGAGGUAGCCAUAGACCCCCUUACGGCCGCUUCACAUUCCCACGCCGGGGAAGGCGGCCCUACUGCUUCUCUAGCUCACCUUCGUUCUGUCUGAAGAGUGAGAGUAGAGUCUCUGGAAAGUUUUUAAGCCCACUUCUUAAUUCUGAUUUAAUUCUGUUUUGUGUCCCUCCUGCUGUCGUUCUGAGCUUCUUGCUGUUUUCAUUUAGGAAAACGUAUGGGCUUAAAGAGGUCACAGUAGAAAGCCUUUGCCAGAGCUUCUCCGUUGAUUUCUACUUUCUGGGGAGGAGGGGUAUCCUUUCUAAUGCUUCCUACUCAUUUCAUUUCUAGGCCUGAACUGUCCCUUCUCCAUCUGCACAUGGAGUCAGAGCCGGGAUAUUUCGCUUGGUGGCGCCCAAUCUCUGCCGUAGACGCUUUGGACAAAGUUCAAGAUGGAAGGGGUGACUGGGAGAACUUUA